CAGAUCACCCCUGCCUGUAAUUUGCCUCUAAAAUCACUCAAAGGUGGUGGAAAGAUUGUAAUAGUUAAUCUUCAGAAAACUCCCAAGGACAAGAAAGCAACCAUGCUGAUUCAUGGCCUUGUAGACAAGGUAAUUGCAGGAGUCAUGGAAUUCCUCAGUCUGCGAAUCCCACCAUUUAUUAGAAUUGAUCUUCUCCAGACCAUUUUUACUCAGGCCUUAAGUCUUGAUAAAAAAUAUGUAAAUUGGACCCUUACUGUGGCAAGUGUCCAUGGAAGUAGGGCGCCAUUGCCUUUUAUCAAAUCUGUAGAGGUUUCUUUUUCAGAAUGUCAAAAUAUGAAAGCAACUGUUCUGCAUAAACAACCUCUUCAGCUAAAAAGGCGGACAGUUAAGAAUGCAAAUCCUUUUAACGUUAAGUUGAAAUUGAACUUCAGUGAUGGCUGCAAGUGUUCAUCGGCUGAAAUCAAAAUUCCAGUUGAUUUUAAGAUUUCAUCACAUGUGUUCAAGGAUGAUAAGGAUUCUAUAUUACAGAAUCUAAGAGAAAGCGCCAUCGUGGAUCCUCACUGUGGACAGGCUGCAGUUAUUGAGAAAAAGGUCAUUAUGGUUCCUAAAAGUGAGAUCAUGGUUCAUGCCAUUGUAACAAACAUUGUCAAGUUUGACAGAAAUUGUGGAGAUCUAAGUAAUGGCUCAUUGAAAAGGAAAUGUGUAGGUUUUAAUGGCAUCAUUCCCUCUAGAAAACGAUCAAACGGUAGAAAACCCAGAGUUUUAAAUGGAAGGUGAUCACAGAGCUAUACAGUCUCCUGUAAAUAUUCUUGUAGCAGCAUUCUGAGAAAAUGUUAGUAUGUGGGGACUGGGUGAAUUUUGGUAGUUAAUACACUCGGUCUGGCUCUGAUAGAAAUCUGAAAUUUCAUAACCCAUUUUUUGUAGUAGGCCAAAGUUUAACUCUCAUUUCUUUCUAAUCCAUUCUUGAAAUUCAUAUA
Nicotiana tabacum (common tobacco) is the source of this 977-nucleotide messenger RNA. Lineage: Eukaryota; Viridiplantae; Streptophyta; Magnoliopsida; Solanales; Solanaceae. The record is from RefSeq and is a predicted model, not a curated record.